This is a messenger RNA of Cryptococcus deneoformans JEC21, 730 nucleotides long. RefSeq names its product mitochondrial inner membrane protein, putative. The transcript is spliced from 4 exons. The record is from RefSeq and is a predicted model, not a curated record. Lineage: Eukaryota; Fungi; Basidiomycota; Tremellomycetes; Tremellales; Cryptococcaceae. Gene Ontology annotation, molecular function: heme binding; ubiquinone binding. The coding region runs from base 39 to 584 and encodes 181 amino acids. Gene Ontology annotation, cellular component: membrane; mitochondrial envelope. Gene Ontology annotation, biological process: tricarboxylic acid cycle; mitochondrial electron transport, succinate to ubiquinone.
UUUGGCAGCCACCGCGUAUCGACCUGCACUCAUCCGCCAUGUCCUUCAUCAGACCAUCAGCAACGCCUGCUUUCCGCGCCGUGGGAUUGGGUCUCGGGAGGAGGUGCUUGCACAACUCUCGACCUCUGGCUCUCGGAGCGAGCCAAGUGAAGAGGGAUGCGUUGGUGGCGUCCAACGAAACAGGUGGCUUCAAGUACAUUCCUGGAGGCCCCAUCCUUCCCGGCACUGUCAACGACGCCACCACCUUCCCCACUCCCAACAAGUCUCACGGCUCUUACCACUGGGCGUUUGAGCGGCUCCUUUCCGCUAGUUUGAUACCCAUCACUGUCGGUGCCGCCGUCUCCUCGGGUAGCGCCUACCCCAUAAUGGACGGUAUCCUCGCCAUUUCCCUCAUUGUCCACACCCAUAUCGGUUUCGAUGCUUGCGUUGUUGAUUAUGUCCACCCCCGAAAGUUCCCUGUCCUUGGUCCCAUCACCAAGUGGAUCUUGCGAGCUGCUACCGGUUUGAGUGUUUGGGGUGUCUACGAGUUCAACACCAACGACAUUGGUCUUACUGAACUCGUCAAGCGGGCUUGGACUGCCUAAGCGGGCAGGGCGCAGGAGAGAGGAGUGUAGCUGUUAUUGUUCGAGUGUAUGGAUUAGGGUUCGCUCACACAGAGACGGAUUACGGAUGUCUCAUUUUUCUUUCUAUUUUCAUUAGGAUGCAGCAAUCAAGAUCAUAAAGCAAAACA